Messenger RNA from Nothobranchius furzeri (turquoise killifish), 9576 nucleotides. Lineage: Eukaryota; Metazoa; Chordata; Actinopteri; Cyprinodontiformes; Nothobranchiidae. The record is from RefSeq and is a predicted model, not a curated record.
AGACAGACAGCGGAGCUGUCAGAGUGAGUGGAGCAGCCCAGAGGCACCGACAGGCUGGGAAAGCGCUCAGAGUCUCCAGUGAAGACCGCCGCUUCACUCGUGUCUCCACUCCGAGGACAGCUCGUCCACACUCGGGACAGCAGGGACAAGGCUGCUGCAUUGGUUUGUGUUGCUUUUUCCUGUAGGAGACAUGGCUGAUGUAAGUUUGAUCGAGUCGUCCACCGAGGACGUAGCCAACAGGUUUGCUCGAAAAGGUGCGCUGAGGCAAAAAAACGUCCACGAAAUCAAGAACCAUAAAUUCAUAGCCAGGUUCUUCAAGCAGCCGACCUUCUGCAGCCACUGCACCGACUUCAUCUGGGGGUUUGGAAAGCAAGGAUUCCAGUGCCAAGUUUGCUGUUUUGUGGUCCACAAGCGGUGCCAUGAACUUGUCACGUUCUCCUGCCCGGGGGCAGAUAAGGGCCCUGACACAGACGAUCCCAGAACAAAACACAAGUUCAAGAUCCACACCUAUGGGAGCCCCACCUUCUGUGAUCACUGUGGCUCUCUGCUCUAUGGUCUCAUUCACCAGGGCAUGAAGUGUGACUCCUGUGACAUGAACGUCCAUAACCAGUGUGUUAUGAACGUGCCGAGCCUUUGUGGAACUGAUCACACUGAAAGAAGAGGACGUCUUUACCUCAAAUGUGAGGUCAGCGAGGACAAGCUGCAGGUUACAGUAAGUGAAGGCAAAAACCUCAUACCCAUGGACCCCAAUGGCCUAUCUGAUCCAUAUGUCAAACUGAAGCUCAUACCAGAUCCCAAAAACGAGACCAAGCAGAAGACCAAAACGAUCCGCUCCAACCUCAACCCCAGAUGGAAUGAGACCUUUACUUUCAAGCUGAAGCCUUCAGACAAAGACCGCAGGCUGUCUGUGGAAGUGUGGGACUGGGACCGGACCACCAGGAAUGACUUCAUGGGGUCCCUUUCCUUUGGAGUGUCAGAACUCAUGAAGUCAUCAGUCUGUGGCUGGUACAAGUUAUUGUGUCAGGAGGAGGGGGAGUACUACAACGUCCCCAUCUCUGUGGAGGACGAUGGUAACGAGGAACUGAGGGAGAAAUUUGAGGACCAAGCAGCUAUGGAGGCCUGUGAUCAGAAAGCCAAACUGGGCCCUGGGAAGAAGGUGAUCUCAGAGACGGACAACGGCCGUUCCACUAACCUCUCGUCCAACAACCUGGACCAAGUCAAACUCAGCGAUUUCAACUUUCUAGCCGUACUGGGAAAAGGCAGCUUUGGCAAGGUUAUGCUGGCCGAGAUGAAGACCACAGAAGAGCUUUACGCCAUAAAAAUCCUAAAGAAGGAUGUGGUGAUCCAGGAUGAUGAUGUUGAAUGCACCAUGGUUGAGAAGAGAGUCCUGGCCCAACAGGACAAGCCCCCGUUCCUCACACAGCUCCACUCGUGCUUCCAGACUGUGGACCGCCUGUAUUUUGUCAUGGAGUAUGUGAAUGGAGGAGAUCUAAUGUAUCACAUCCAACAAGUGGGCAAGUUCAAGGAACCCCAAGCAGUAUUCUAUGCAGCAGAGAUCGCUGUCGGCCUCUUCUUCCUGCACCUUAAAGGAGUCAUUUAUAGGGACCUGAAGUUGGACAACGUGAUGUUGGACUGUGAGGGUCACAUUAAGAUCGCUGACUUUGGCAUGUGUAAAGAGAACAUGGUGGACGGAGUGACCACGCGAACCUUCUGUGGCACUCCAGACUACAUAGCUCCUGAGAUCAUUGCGUAUCAGCCAUAUGGGCGAUCUGUAGACUGGUGGGCGUAUGGAGUUCUGCUCUACGAAAUGUUGGCUGGACAGCCUCCGUUUGAUGGUGAGGAUGAAGAUGAGUUGUUUCAGUCCAUCAUGGAGCACAAUGUGUCCUACCCUAAGGCCAUGUCAAAGGAAGCAGUUUCCAUCUGCAAAGGGCUGAUGACCAAACACCCGUCCAAGCGUCUGGGCUGUGGCGCCGAAGGAGAGCGAGACAUCAGAGAACACGCCUUCUUCAGACGGAUCGACUGGGAUCGCCUGAAGAACAGAGAGAUUCAGCCGCCUUUCAAGCCCAAAGUGUGUGGCAAAGGAGCAGAGAACUUUGACAAGUUCUUCACACGUACCCAGCCCCAGCUCACGCCACCCGAUGAGCUGGUCAUAGCCAACAUCGACCAGGCAGAGUUUGCUGGAUUUUCUUUCAUCAACCCUCAGUUUCGACACCCAUCGCAAGUCAACAGUGAAUGAGAAGGGUUAGGGUUAAAGCUGAUGAAGAAGCUCCUUGUUCACUGCCACCCAUUUAAACCAUCAAACAAAUGACCAGACCAUCAAUUCCCACAAAGGAUCCUAAUGUAUUGGUGUAGUUCCACAACAGGAGUCAAGGGCAUGCAUAUUUGCUUUGUACAAUAGUUGUUGCAGUGUAGAUUAUGGACUGGAUAGAUUUGUCAAGUGCAACAAAAAACUAUUUUUAGGCUUGUGUCUUACUGGGCUGUGACUGUUGGUGACUAUCUGGAUACUUUCCCAUAUGUCAAAACUAAGAAGAAAUUGCUACAAGAUGUGUAGUCGCUAUUUAGUCACCAAGUGUCUUAAUCAUGUCCUAAUUUUCCCUAAAUGUCAGAUUCUAGUCAUUUGUCUCUAAUCAAAACUUACUCUCCCACAAAAUUUUUCACUUUCUAACUAACUCACAGAAAGGACAUCACAAAGUUUUGUUUCCUUUUUAGGAGUUCUGGGAAAUUUUUGGGAGGUGACAGGGAAAAUCCACUGGCUCUGUUCUCUUAGCCGUCUCCACACAAAAGUGACCCGACUUUGCUAAGACGUCAGUAUGUCGUUACCAUUUCAGCAGUGAGUAAUGUCACAGACCAGUGCCAAAACACAUUCAUGGACAAUAAUAACAUUGAAGAUGUUUGAGUCUCUCACAGUGCACCAUGAUUUAAUCCAUUCAAGGGAUGAGAAGUGCGGCUGUGUAACGUGGAAAGAGGCAUUCAAUGACCAGAAAAAAAUGUUUUUAGGGUGCUCUGUAGGAAAACCCAAACCACCAUGAAUUAUUGCAUAGUGGAGGGAUUUCCACUGCAUUUUCGGCAUUGGGAGUUUAGAUUUUAAAGAGUAUUUUAUUUUCCUUUCAUUCUGCUUAUCAGCAACUUCCAAUUUUACAAAUGCAGGUUGUCUGGCGAUGUCAUUUUUUACUGAGCUACAACCAAUCAGCAUGAGUUAACCACAAGUCCCACCCAGCGAGUGUACCGCCAUUUCUUUGUACACACCAAAUUUCCAGUACUCAGUUGGUGACUUAUGGGCCAUUCCCAUCUGUACCGGGUCGGCCCGGGCCGGGUAGCGUAGGUUGUUUACAUAUCUGGGCGGCCUGGUAUUUUUCCGGGCCAACCAAGGCUCAUUCUCAGCCCUCUUCUCGAGGGGGUCUGCUUCAGGUCGACCAGGACCAACACACCCACUGCUGACAGCAAAUUCACACCUUCCAUUAGAGCAAGCCUCUGAUUGGUGGGUAGAAUCAGCCCACAUGGGCUUAAGGCAAGGAUGUGGGGAAUCAACCGGGCCAGGCUGGGGCCGACUGGGGCUACCCGGCCCGGGCCGACCCGGUGCAGAUGGGAAUGGCCCAUUAAAUGUCUCGGAAAGUGGUACUGUCAGACCGGCCCAGUAAACUGGAGACACGCAUACCGUGAAGGUUAAGUCAACUCAUUCACUGCCAGCCGUUUCCUGAUCAGUAAAGCCCUUUCCUGCCAGCGUUUUUCAAUGCUUUUACUGGGUUUUUUUAGGAGUCACAGAACGUUGCGCUCUAUGAUGAAGUCAACGCCAAAACUAACAAAACAAAGAGGAGACUCGCCUUUUACAUCAGGAAGAAUCCGCGUGUUUUGAGCGUUAUCUGUUCUUUCAUAAUCCGUUGUCGAAUUGGGAUCGGCAGAUCCUUUUCUGGUUUGCGCCUUGCUUUUUUUACAUUAGCGGCCCAAAACGAUCUCCUAACGCAUGGAUUUUCUGCUUCCUGAUCAAGUGACGUGUGACGUACACGGAUGAAGAUCGGCUUUGGAGCAAAAUUCACUGCCAAUGAUAACAAAAGCCAUCACUGGCAGUGAAUGAGUUAAGUUAAGCCUGAUUUAUGCUUCUCCGUCUGCGUCAGUGCGGAGACACGCAACGCCAUUAUCCGUCCUUGCGUAGGGAUCCGGCAGGCACGCAAGUACGUACGGAGUCGAGCCCACUUUUUUAAACAUCCGUCGAACGAGACGGAUUACGCAAGCUUGUGAUUGGUCAGGACGCCGCUGUUGUUUACAGCGCCGCCAUUGCAAAGAGAACCGAGGAUAACUAGCGGCAGACACGGAGAAGCUUGAAGAAUACCUCGCGAAAAAACUCUAAAAAUAUCAUCGUUUAAUUCUCCCGUGACUGCAGGAGUGAAGAGAUGCGCAGCAAGCGUUUUAUUUGUGGACAGAAAUGACAGGAAACGUGGGUUUAGAGGUGGGGAGCGCAUGAAGCGGUGGGAGAAUGAGAGACAAAUAUGUCCGUGUUAAAAGUCUCUUAUAUACACAAAAACACAAUAUAAACACACUAUCUUGGACCGAUACAUGACAGGAUACCACAGAACAGCGCUACGCCCUCUGUUGUCCUGCCGGGAAAUUGCUUUGCAACACUCUCCAGGAGACGGAGAAGUAUGAAAGCAAAACGCUUCCGUCAAUCCGUGCGUGUCUGUCCCCUGCGGAGCUGACGGAGUAAACCAGGCUUAAGGGCCAGAAUACACUUGCUUGUUAAAGACACGUACGCAUGUUUAAAAUUCCUCGCAUAACUUGAGUUGAUUUAAAGAGUUGUUUGUGCGCUUCCCCCCAAAUUUACACAAAUUAAUGAGAUGCGUUCGCAGUCUUUAAUAUACAAAUAACCAAGAUCCGGGCUGUCUUUUUUCUGCUGUUAUCUCAAAAUUAACCAGCAACUGAUUUCUUCUGUUGACGCCAUGUUUAUUUUGGUUGUAGGCAAGGCAGCUUUAUUUGUGAAGCACAUUUCACACACAGAGGCAAUUGUCCCCCCACAAACAAACUCUCUACCCAGUCUGAGUACCCUAUUGUGCCCUCUAGCAGAACCCUCUAGUACUACAUGCAGUGCGGUGCAGCAGCAAGUACAAGAACAACGACGUAGCCUGCACCAGCGCGAGGUCAAAAAAGUAUAUUUCAGCCCUUACACAGAAGUUCUGGUGGUGGAAACACGUCUUAUAUUUGGACAAAAUUCUUUAUUCAACGAUGUUAACAAGACAUUUUGAAAAGUUGCUUGUGAAUGCCGUUCAUAAGUCAUCACCAACAGUCAUAUCCAGUGAGAUGCUUGCUGUAGAAAUGAUGAUCACUCCCUGUAGAAGAAUGUUUCUCUGUAAGACACUGAGACAGGCUGUUUUAAACCUGUGCCAGUAUAGGUUUUAGAGAAUACAAUCACGUGUUUACAAAUCUCAGUGGAUUAAAGUGCUAUGAGUAGAUCUAAUUGGUGAGAAGCUGUCUGUUUGUCAAUAAUUAAAACGCGAAAGUGUAAAAGGAACGGUAGAUACUAUUAUUAGCCAAAUAUUGAGGGCAGGUGGUGCAGGUGUUGAAACGGCACUUUGUGAUUCAAUGUUUCCUGUAUCAUGUUUACAGUUUUCUUCUUGUUUAUUUUAUUUUAUUUUAUUGUAUGGUGAUGGUAUACAACCUUAGAAAAUUAUUUUUUAGACUACAGUCUGAAUAAACAGGUAAUUAUUUGCAUCCUGUAUCAAAAUAACUGAGAUAUUUAGAUGUGAAUGGCUUUGAUUAUGGCAUAAAAAUGUUAAGUGUUAAAUCUAAUAAUCCAAACAUUUUACUCAGAAAAUGGCACUUCCAUAACGGAGAGAACCCAUCAGUCAGUUUUAGUACCCAGUUAAUCAUCAUUUAGUAUUUACUGCUGGUUCUGGCUUUAUCCAUGACUAGAAAGCCUCCCAUUGGCCACAAAUGUCUUAAAAGUAACCCAUAAGGAUGUUUUGUGUCAUCUGGUGUUGUUGCGUAUUAAUCACUUAAUGUUUUACUGCAAUACAGUAUCUGCUCCAAACACAUUUGCCAGGUUUUUUUUAUUCAGACACUUACUCGUGAUCUUGAUAAUUAAUUAGGAGUCAUAGUUAAUUUUAUUCUUGUUUUCCCAGCAUCAUUCUGUAUUAUAUUUAAAAUGAGGUUAUUUACUCUCUUUUUUUCCCUGUCUGUGAUUUCAUCUGAAUUUUUACACUUAGAUCAGAUUAAUAAUCUAGCUUUUUAAAAACAUCAACAUGUAACUCCUUUGUAAAUAAUUGAGUUAUUUAGAAAAAAAAUUAUAGCAAGUUGCAUUUUUAUACCAACACAUACAUGUGAUUUUAUUACCUUAGUUAGGAAAGCCAAUAUGUGUAUGUCAGUUAAAAAUACUGAGAGCUGCACCCAGAACAGAUGUUUGUAAUAAUUGGUUGCCAUACAGUCCAGACUGAAAACGUUUGACAUAUCUCUUAAUCCUUGUUUAGUAUUUCCUUUUAAUACCAGUAACGUGGGCUGCAGUUUUGUGUUGACUGGAUGCAUUUGUAGGUGUUGGCUGUCCCUUUGUGUCUGCAUGCUGGUUGUGGGCAACCUUCAUGCAUGAGACCUGGUUGAUGCUGCAUGCUGCGGAGUUUGAACCGAUAAGGUGUACAGUGUCAGAGAUUUUCAAAUCAGAAUUAACGUUUACAGUCUUGAAGUGCUUCCCUAUUGACAGAUUCACACCUAUGUCACUGUAGAAAGGGGUGUCCAUCCUAUGUUUCAAACUGUUCCUACUUGGCAACGUCCUCAUUGUCUGUCUAUUGAGAUUGUUUUAAACAUGAACUCUUGGUAAAAUGCACGUUUUGUCUCAGCACGCUCACACAUCGAGUAUCGGACAUGAAUCCUGCAUGUUUGAUUAAUAAAUCUAAAACAACAAUACGAUUUAGGGUGAAUAAUAAAUGCAAACACUGUUUUUGAUUGGUUAUCAUUGUAAGUAAAUUUGAGCUCACUUGUCGAGUGACACAGCUUUUCUGUGAUACUGCCAAUCCUCACACAUUACUGAUACUUUGUGACAUAAACCAGACAUUUCCCAGUGUAUUGACUGAAUCAGAUGCAGAGCUUUUCUUGAGAAAUUGCUGCCGCUGGUGGUUUUAAAUCAGGGCUCCUUCAUCUAUUAGCCUAAUAAAUCCACGUUUUGGCACUUGGUUAUUUUCACUCGUACAGACAGGGGCGUAUCCAGGGAGUGGCCUGGGGUGGCACAUGCCACCCUUGGAAUCUGAUUGGCCACCCCAGGUGCCACCACACUAAUUUACCUUUAAAUAGGCUUUUCAUUGUUCACAAAAGGCUUGGGGGUAAAACAACAAAAAGCAUAACCAUUGGUGCCACCCAUGCACAAAGUUGUGCCUCACCUGGGCCACCCCAUUGUAAAAGAUCUGGACACGCCACUGCGUACAGAGGAUUGAAACUUUGCUACGUUCUCCACGGUCUUUUAGAAUGUGGCUGGUUUGCAGCAAAUUUGGAAACCUCCUUUACUGUGAAGGCAAUUGUGAUGCUACUUGGCCCAAGCUACUAGUAAAAAAGGGUUUUCUCAGUUAUUUUCUUGAGUUUUUUUAGUCUACCACUCGGACCCAUGGUCACACUUCAUUAGGCCUCAUCCAGCUGCUAGAACGCCACACACGCUCAUGAUGGGGCCCUGACCAAAACCUCACAACAGAAAUUUUUGUGAAUUUCAAAGCCGUCGUGAGCCUAUCACCUUCUAUUAAAAGUUAACGAUGGACCCACUGCUUUCUUAAUACGCACCUGGAGAUCUCAACAAGACUCUGCAAUGACCAUCGUUGUUUUGGUAGAUUUUUUUGGCCCAUAGGGAGACCUUCCUUCUGUGUAAAGAGAGCUUUAGUAGGGGUGUGUAUUGCCAAGAAUCUGGCAUUAUGAUAAAUAUCACAAUGCAGAGGAGACGAUACGAUAUUUGCAAUAAUAAAAGCCAGAUGAUGUUUGCAAGUUGAAUCAAACUGGAAAACUGAGGUGCUUGUAAUAUUCAGUGUUAUCGCAAGAUCUCGUUCCAGCAGAAUGAAGGCGGUAAGAACUACUGCCACCUUGCAGUCGGAGUUUGAAUUGUACCACAAAAAAUGUAAAUUCUCAUUAAAAAUAGAUACUUGCAUCUUAACCUUGACUCAGUAUCAUAACACAAAAUAUUGUGAUAUUUCAGUGUGUCAAUAUUUUCUGACAUCCCUAGGCCUCGGGAUGUUAAUGUUUAGUUGUUCCGGUUUAGUCUUGCACGAAUGAGCAUUUCCGGACUACAAUACAUUUUUUUUCAAUCUCACCCUCAAGAAACUCAUUAUUUCAGCUUUAAAAAUUCCAAACACAAAUAAAUAAUUAGAUACUGAAAUCAAUCAUGUUUAUCCAAUGGCUGCACUUUACUGUUCUGCAUGUGCCAAACCUGGAGCGUCCCACAACCCAACGGUUAGCUGUGUAGCAACACUGAUGACUUCCUGUGGCAGCUUCUCAUACUUGCCACAAAAUAAAUCAUAGCACGUUGCCAUAGCAACACUUGUGCACAGUUGGUGCACAUUCACUUUAAUACUUGGGCUAAUUCUCAUGUUAAAUUUCCUGCUUGUGCUGUUUUGCCAGAGAUCGGCAGCGUUUCUGAAACAAAAACAUCUAGUUAACACAAAUUCAGAUUUAGGGUUAGUCAAAAACAGCCUUUGCUCCAUUUACCAUGCAGGUUUUAGACUCUAGCUUGAUCCCUUUAGCAGAAAGACUUGUGAUUUCAGCCUGUUGAGUCAGACUAUAGAAAAUGAUAGUCUUCCCCUGUGUGCCUGUCCCAACUUGUCCAGCUCUGUCCAGCUUUACUUUUACUGUGUACUCUUGUCUUAAAUAACUUUUUAAUAUACUUUUUAUUUCCCUCAUGCUUGUCCAUGUUCAUGUGAGGUUAAAAACAAACGUACUCAAAAUGUUUGUUUCUGACAAAGGUAACUUGUAGAGUUUGUGAAGAAGAACUGGAUUUCUCUUUGUUUGUAGGCUUGUUCGCUUCACCUUUACCUCCCUGUGCCUGUUACUUACCGAAUGAUUUAGGGAAAACGUGUUUUACACUGUGUACCAAACGGAUCUGAAGGGACAAGGAGAUGUGUUCAAAAAAUGUUGGAUCUUUGAAGACUUCCUGUGCCUCGUCCCGCUGAUCCAGUCCCCUCUCUGGUGCCUGAGCCGAGUCAGUCCAGCAUUUAUCAGUAGUAGUUUUCUUUAGAUGAAUGUGAUGCAGCGUCUUUCUUUGUUCCAGCGUUUCAUUUUUAGAGCUUUGUCCUGACAGAUGAAGUAAGCUGCUGUCCUCCUGGACAUGCAGUGCACAUUAUCAGUGAGAAUGCCUUACUGUAUAACCAAACCCACGUGUUCUCCGUCUGGUUAUUUUAUAACCGCUGCAGUGCUGUUCCCGUACCAAACGUACCUACAUUAGAUAUACACAGAGACUGUAAACAAAAGAAAAUAUUGUAUUUUGCAAAUGGUGUAUGUAUUUUUUUUCCUUGUCAGCCUGAUACCUUUAGAAUGAGUCUGAGCUACUUAACCUUGUAACUGAUUGUGUCAUUUGUACCUAAUGUAUGAUAAUGCAAGUAAAUAAAAGGAGAGAUGAGGUCCACA